Molecule: messenger RNA, 1669 nt
Organism: Theobroma umbraticum
Lineage: Eukaryota; Viridiplantae; Streptophyta; Magnoliopsida; Malvales; Malvaceae
Product: putative protein phosphatase 2C 44
Biological process (GO): protein dephosphorylation
Molecular function (GO): protein serine/threonine phosphatase activity
Source: RefSeq, a predicted model, not a curated record
UGAAUUUCAACCUCAACAAUCAAACCAUUCUUGGCUUUGUUUUUGCUUUUACUUUUGGAUCAAGUGGUCAACCCUUAUCUUCAAUAGCCAACACUGCUUUUGUCUUCCUUUGCUUCUAUUCCGUGUGUUAAUGCCUUUAACAAUAAUAAUAAUAAUACGAGUAAAUACUAAACGCCCUUUUUUUUCCUCUGCUCUGACCUCUCAGACUUUCCAACCCUUCCCUCUCUCUCUUUCUCUCUCUCUCUUCUUUUUUCCGUUUCUGUGUGUUGGGUGCAUACACGCACACACUCGCGAGGAAGAAAACGCAUCAGGGGAUUCUACUAAUUUUUAUAUGUUGAAGACAUGAGCAGAAGUUCAUCUGUUGCAGGUGCCUCCCGCCCUGUUAAAGAAGCCGGCUUCUUUACCAAGAUCAAGAAUGUUGCUUGCCUCAAGUCUUCUUCAUCAGACAAAGGAAAAGGUGGAAAAGGGAAAAGUAAGUCAUCGAGUACCAAAGUGUCCCACGGAUUCCACUUAGUCGAAGGUCAAUCAGGCCAUGAUAUGGAAGAUUACCAUGUUGCUGAAUACAGAAAAAGGAGGAAUCAUACGCUUGGAUUGUUUGCAAUCUUUGAUGGUCACUUGGGGGAUCGCGUGCCCACUUAUUUGAAAGACAACCUGUUCAACAAUAUACUCGAAGAGCCAAAUUUCUGGAAAGACCCUGAGGCAGCAAUAAGGAAUGCAUACCGCUCCACGGAUAGGGUCAUAUUGGACAACUCUAUGCAAUUAGGGCCAGGUGGCUCUACUGCUGUAACUGCGAUUGUUAUUGAUGGCAAAGAUUUAUGGGUAGCAAACAUUGGUGACUCAAGAGCUGUUGUGUGUGAGAGGGGCUCUGCCAAUCAAAUUACCGUGGACCAUGAGCCGCAUGCUGAACGAAGAAGGAUAGAGAAGCAGGGUGGCUUUGUGACUACUCUUCCAGGAGAUGUGCCUAGGGUUAAUGGCCAACUUGCAGUUGCACGGGCUUUUGGGGAUCAAAGCCUUAAAGCACAUUUAAGCUCAGAACCUGAUGUCAGACAUGUUCCCAUAGACUCGACUAUUGACUUUGUAAUACUGGCUAGUGAUGGAUUAUGGAAGGUUAUGAAGAAUGAAGAGGCAGUUAAUUUGGUGAAAUCCAUAAAGGACCCUCAAGCAGCAGCUAAACGAUUAACAACUGAAGCAUUGGCAAGAAAGAGCAAAGAUGAUAUAUCAUGCAUUGUAAUUCGUUUUGGUUGAUGCUACUAAGGCCAAAGCUUUUGUUGGCAUUGUUCCUCCUGAACCUUCUGUUGGUUGGUUCCAUUGGAAGGUGUACAUAGGGGAACUCUUUGACAUGGAGAGCUUCAUCUAUGUGGUACAUGUCUUUGUAGGGAUAGUGAUGUCUGAGCAAGUUGAGAUAGCAGUGUGAUGCAUUUUUGUGUUCCCCGGGAUAUUCCUCAUCAAUCCAUGAACAGGUUUGCAUAUCUAGAUGUCCCGGGGCUUGGGUGAUUCUAUCAUAAGACCUGUGAUUCAAAUACGAAAGGUAGAACAGAGAUUGAUUCUAAUCAGGUGUGUAUACUGUGUGGAUAGAAAUAAAGUUAUUAUACAAAUACUUCCAUGUACUAUAUGCAUAUUUAGUAUGUUGUCGCCGGCUGUUAUGCGAAAACUACCACCACUAUAAUCA